Messenger RNA from Acanthocheilonema viteae, 1086 nucleotides. NCBI's taxonomy places the organism in Eukaryota, Metazoa, Nematoda, Chromadorea, Rhabditida, Onchocercidae. The record is from the annotation of a GenBank genome assembly.
AUGGUAGCUGGUGAAACAGGUGUUAACAGCAAUGUUUUCGAAUGCGAAGAAGACAACAACGAUUUGUGCACAAAAAACUUAAAAAGAAGCGGCUGGAAUUAUAAGGAAAUGAAAAAAAAACAUAUUGAGCAACAGAAUUAUGUCCGUGCUAUGCGCCUAUGUCUCGAAAAUCAUGGAAUUGAAGUGGAAGUUGUAACGCGAAGCGAAUAUACAGUGGAAGUAGUAGCUCAUGCAGAUGCAGUGUUUUCGGCUGGAGGUGAUGGUACUUUUUUGGUGGCUGCUGAGAAGAUACGUGAUCAUCGAGCUGUCGUUGGCUUUAAUACCGAUCCAAUGGGGUCUGAAGGUUAUCUAUGUAUAACAAGGAAAGGAACGCAACCAGUUGGUGAAAUAAUCGAGAAACUACUCAAGGGCGAGUGCAGGUGGAUUCGAAGACAUAGAAUACGAGUCACAGUAUUAAAAUGGGUAGAAAAUAACAAAAAUAAUGCGGAAUUUGAUGAAGAGUGUUAUGAGAAAAGCGACAAAUUACGUGAAGCCAGGUUGUUUUUGCAAGAUGAUUGCGAUCCAGAGUAUCCUCUCUUAGCUCUUAAUGAUGUAUUCAUUGGUGAAAGUCAUGCUUCUCGAGCUAGCUAUUAUGAUGUUCAAAUUGAUGAUGGCCCUAUGGUACGUCAGAAAAGCUCUGGUAUGACAGCUUGCACUGGAACAGGCUCUACAUCAUGGAAUUACAACAUCAACCGUGUUUCGGAGCAGCAUGUUGGGGAAUUGUUAUCUAUAAUGGAAGGUAUGGAUUUGCUUGCUGUUAAUCCAACGGAUGCUAUCACUCAGGAAAUAUGCAAGCGCUUCAAUGAAAAGUUAAUUUUCGAUCCGCAGUGUACAACAAUAGCAUUUACUGUUCGAGAUCCAGUAUUCAAUGCAACAUUCCCAGUUGGAAUACAGCGCGGUUUUGCUAAAAGGAUACGAGUCAGAUCGAGAUGUACAAAUGCUCAUAUUGUUUUAGACAGUAAUGUUUCUGUACCUUUCAAUUCCGGGAUGGAAGUACUCCUAGAAAUCCAUGAAAGUGAUGCAUUAUGUUCCACUGUGUUUUCCUGA